CAACAUGGGGAAAGACAUUGCUGCAGUCGAUGAGAAAGAAGCCCAAACAGACGUAAAGCAAACAGAUAGGACACCAAAAAUCUCCGACUACCUUCGGGUCUUCUCAUAUGCAACGAGAUGGGACUUCUUGGUCUACACGAUCGCUUCUGUCGCAUCAAUCGGCGCUGGAAUAACUCUUCCACUUAUGAAUGUCGUGUUCGGACAACUCGCUGGUCAAUUCACGGAUUACUACAGUGCAUCCACCGCCUUGACACGAGAUGACUUCGACCGUAUUCUAAACCGCCAGGCCUUAUACAUCAUGGCUCUCUUCAUCGGCCGUUGGGGUCUAAACACCAUCAACAAGUAUUGCUUCAGAAUGAUUGGCAUUAGACUGUCGUCAGCUAUACGCCUUCAUUAUCUGCAAUCGCUACUCGCGCAGUCAAUCCAUGUCAUCGACUCCAUGCCAGUAGGAGCUCCCGCAACUGCGAUCACCGCAACAACAAACACCCUGCAGCUUGGUAUCUCCGAACGCCUUGGUACAUUGCUGCAGUACAUCACAACGAUUGUGGCUGCCAUUAUCAUUGCAUUCAUCUGGAGUUGGGACCUGGCAUUGGUCACCUCUUCCUUGAUACUAUAUACCAUGCUGGUCGUUACAUUCCUUAUGCCACUCAUCCUCAAAGGUCAGACUGCGACCCUCAAGGCGGAUGAAGAAGGAACGGCUGUUGCGAGCGAGGCUCUCGGGGCGAUACCAUUUUGGUAUGGAACCAANAAAUACAUCGCCGGCGGUAUCAGCAAUUCUGGUGUGGUCAUCGUCGUGCUGAUGUCGGUCAUGAUGAUCAUAACCUCGCUGGGCUUUAUAUCAACCCCUCUCAUGGCCGUUAGUAAAGCCAUGAUUGCUGCUUGCGAGCUCUUGACAGUCAUCGAUGCACCGCCACCUGCCUCUGGUUCUCUCAGACCAGAUAUCAGCUCGAAAGAUGUGGUCUUCGACAAUGUCACUUUCGAAUAUCCAAGUCGUCCUGGCGUCAGAGUUCUGGACGGACUAAGCUUCUGCCUUCGAUCGGGUCAGAACACAGCUUUCGUUGGCCCUUCUGGUUCGGGCAAAAGUACGAUUGUCGGUCUACUGGAACGUUGGUAUUCACUCCAAGAUCAACAUACAUUACAGAAGGUGGUCGCAGAGAAGCCAUCCAAGAAGCCCGAGACUUUGGAAGACGAAGUGAUUGACGAGCAAGCUGAAUUACAGGUCAAACCUGUCCUAUCCGGCUCCAUUACCAUUGGUGAUCACAACAUCGAAACCCUGGACCUCAAAUGGUGGAGGUCUCAAGUCGGAAUAGUUCAGCAAGAGCCUUUCCUCUUCAAUGACACCAUCAUCAACAACGUCGCGAAUGGACUUAUCGGCACUGAGUGGGAGAACGGGUCGGAAGAAAAGAAACUCGAGCUCGUUCAGGAGGCAUGUCUUGAAGCGUAUGCUCAUGAUUUUGUCACCCGACUACCUGAUGUAAGUAUAGGAUUGCUGUACCUACGUUCGCCCAAGGCUUGCCUAGUACUAAUCGACACANNGGGAUAUCACACGAGAGUCGGCGAUGGUGGUAUAAAACUCUCAGGAGGACAGAAACAGCGAAUUGCCAUUGCAAGAAGCAUAAUCAAGAAGCCACGAAUCAUCAUCUUCGACGAAGCAACGAGCGCCGUAGACGCAAAAUCCGAAAAAAUCAUCCAACUGGCCCUUGACAAGAUCGCGCGGGACCGCACAACCAUCACCAUCGCCCAUCGUCUCUCAACGAUCAANAAAGCUGAUUCCGUUAUUGUACUACAGAAUGGACAUGCAAUCGAGCAGGGAACUCAUCAGAGUCUUGUCGAGGAAUCAUCCAGUGCAUACAGUGCUUUGAUACGUGCUCAGUCAAUGCACCUUUCUGCUACCGAUCACGCGGAAUCUGGAAAGCAAGAUCUGCAUGUCAAUGAGGUGCCUGGAAAGAUGACAAGCGACACUCUUCAAGUUACAGGACUGGAGUCUGUCGACACCCACCAUGGAGCGUCAAAUGUGAAAACUCAGACCCUCUUCCAGACUUUCAAGAGACUUUUGCGCACGCAGCGAGCUCAUCGUUACUCUCUUAUAGGUAUCCUCUUUUCUGCCAUGUCAGUCGCAGCAGCUACACCUAUUCAAGCUUGGCUUUUUGCAAAAGUCCUCGGGGUCUUCCUUUUGAACGGCGAAGACGCNAAAAGCAGGUCCAAAUUUUGGGCUCUUAUGUGGCUUGUCCUUGCUACAGGAUCGGGCCUUGCAAACCUUUGCGAAGCCUGGGUAGGCUUGCGUGUCCAAUAUUUCGUCAGUGCAGUAUACAAGACGCAACACUUCACUGAUAUGCUCUACCAACGGAUCAACUUCUUCGACGAGGACAGCAACUCUCAUGGCACAUUGAGCUCACGUAUCGCUAGCGAUGCUAAGUCUUUAGAAGAAGUCUUUGGUCUCAAUCUCGCACUCGCUUUAUCUGGAACAUUCAACGUGAUUGGAUGCAUAGUCAUUUCCUUGAUCUUCAGCUGGAAACUUGGGAUUGUCGCCUUGUUCGUCACCAUGCCCAUCAUGCUAUCCUCCGGUUUCUGGAGAUACAGACACGAUGUACAGUUUGACAAGAUGAACUCCAAGGUAUUCGCAGAAAGCUCGCAGUUUGCUACCGAAGCAAUAGGUGCAAUCAGAACAGUUUCCGCGCUUACUAUGGAGAGCACAAUCACCAAGAGAUAUGCGAAGCUUCUGGCUCAACAUGUCCAAGCAGCUCACACCAAGGCCCUGUGGACAUCUGGACUUUAUGGGUUCGCAGAUAGUGCUGGUCUUGGCUGUCAGGCACUGAUUUUCUGGUAUGGCGGUAGACUUCUGGCCAGUGGCGAGUUUGGCUUUGAAGCUUUCUUUGUUUGCUACAUGGCAAUGAUCCAGGGUGCAGAGGCCGCAAGUCAAGUUCUCAGUGUCGCCCCUAAUACUGCACAAGCAACAGCCGCUGCCAAUCGUAUCUUUGAGAUACAGGCGUCUGCCGACACUAAUCGUGCUGCGAAGAGCAAUGAGAAAAGUAUACCCGAAGCUGACGGUGGAGUGCGAGUUGAGCUCCAGAACGUUUCAUUCAAAUAUCCCACUCGAGAUUACUCCGUCUUCGAGGGCCUUAGCAUCAGCAUCGAGAAAGGACAAUACGCAGCUUUCGUCGGUCCAUCUGGAUGUGGCAAAACAACCAUCAUCUCUCUGCUGGAAAGGUUCUACGAUGUGAGCCCAGGACAAGGUGCAAUCACCUGCAAUGACGUCAACAUCAACGACAUGAAUGUGUACGACUACCGACGCAAUCUAUCGCUGGUUGCUCAAGAACCCACAAUGUUUCGAGGAACCAUCCGUGACAACAUUCUCUUUGGCGUACCCGAUCCCAGUUCUGUGCCAGAUGAGAGAAUCCACCAGAUCUGUCGCGACGCCCUUAUCCAUGACUUUAUUACAUCUCUACCUCAAGGCUACGACACCGACGUCGGCCAAAAAGGCAUAGCAAUGUCAGGUGGUCAGAAGCAGCGAAUCGCCAUCGCUCGAGCCUUGAUACGCGAUCCUAAACUUCUCCUUCUUGAUGAAGCAACUUCAGCUCUAGAUUCUGAGUCCGAGAAAUUAGUGCAAGCUGCUUUUGAGAGGGCACGCAGCGGAAGGACAAUGAUUGCGGUUGCUCAUCGGCUGUCUACUAUCCAGACUGCUGAUGUUAUCUUUGUGUUUGAUGAGGGAAAAGUGGUGGAGAAGGGGAGUCAUGCUGAACUUGUCAAGAAGCGGGGUGUUUAUUGGGACAUGUGUCAGAACCAAGCCUUGGAU
Molecule: messenger RNA, 3793 nt
Organism: Aureobasidium vineae
Lineage: Eukaryota; Fungi; Ascomycota; Dothideomycetes; Dothideales; Saccotheciaceae
Source: the annotation of a GenBank genome assembly